Oncorhynchus masou masou (cherry salmon) is the source of this 2065-nucleotide messenger RNA. RefSeq names its product katanin p80 WD40 repeat-containing subunit B1-like. The record is from RefSeq and is a predicted model, not a curated record. Gene Ontology annotation, molecular function: microtubule binding. NCBI's taxonomy places the organism in Eukaryota, Metazoa, Chordata, Actinopteri, Salmoniformes, Salmonidae. Gene Ontology annotation, biological process: microtubule severing; microtubule depolymerization. Gene Ontology annotation, cellular component: katanin complex. The transcript has 16 exons. The coding region runs from base 332 to 2065 and encodes 577 amino acids.
GGAAGUGAAUAAGUGAUCUCAUCGCAAAACCCAGUUGCUUAACUGCAAGUGUGGUUUGAGGUCGGCGUUCCAUAGUAAACAGCCGCACAAACAUGACAUCAACAAGGACUGAAGGAGCCAGACAAAAAGCAGAUUCGUAGUUGGCAUCAACUAGCUAGUGAUUCCGGUCUUAAGCGUUCUCUUUUCACCAAUCAUAACUAGAGAUGUUCUACUAGCAAUUAGCAAAAAAAUGCAGCUAAAGGUCUCAUCAUACAGUCAACACACAUGAACCAGCUAGCUCUGUGUGAAUAAUAACAACACUCCGUUGAGUGUUGGACGCUCAAGAAUCACCAUGGCUGUGGCCAACACCACCAAAACAUCAUGGCGAUUACAGGAGAUUGUAGCCCACUCCAGUAAUGUGGUGUGUCUGGCCCUGGGGAAGAACUCAGGCCGUCUGCUAGCCACUGGGGGAGAGGACUGCCGAGUCAACAUCUGGGCAGUCAGCAAACCCAACUGCAUCAUGAGUCUGACAGGACAUAAUAACCCAGUGGAGUGUGUAAAGUUUAAUAACUCUGAGGAGCAGGUGGUGGCUGGCUCACAGUCCGGAUCACUGCGCGUAUGGGACCUGGAGGCUGCAAAGAUCCUAAGAACUCUAAUGGGACACAAGGCCAAUAUCUGCAGCUUGGACUUCCACCCAUUUGGGGAAUACCUGGCAUCUGGUUCCAUGGACACCAACAUCAAGCUGUGGGAUGUACGGAGAAAGGGCUGUGUGUUCAGGUACAAGGGUCACACUCAGGCAGUGAGGUGCCUGGCCUUCAGUCCAGAUGGGAAAUGGUUGGCCUCUGCUAGUGAUGACAGCACCAUCAAGCUGUGGGACCUGACUGCAGGGAAGAUGAUCACAGAGUUUACAGCACACACUGGAGCCAUCAACAUCAUCCAGUUCCACCCCAACGAGUAUCUGCUAGCGUCAGGCAGCUCUGACCGGACCAUCAAACUGUGGGAUCUGGAAAAGUUCAAGAUGAUUGGCUCUUCAGAGGGAGAGAUGGGACCAGUCAGGUGUCUGGCCUUUAACCUGGAUGGCUGCUGUCUGUAUAGUGGAGCUGUGGACUCUCUCCGUGUGUAUGGCUGGGAGCCCAACCGCUGCUUUGACGUGGUGCCAGUGGGCUGGGGCAAGGUGGCAGACCUGGCUAUCUGCAACCACCAGCUGAUUGGCGUGUCGUACAAUCUGACUAAUGUUUCGUCCUACGUGGUGGAUUUGACGCGGGUGAAGAAGUCUGGCUCUGUGAUCCAAGGCGUAAUCCAGGAUGACCAGCCACUCACAGAGCCCUCCCCGAAAGGAUCCACGCUGCGACGCAACUACGACCGACCCCUGACCACCUGCAGCACACAGAGGGUAAAGCAGAGUUCUGAGUCAGACCGCCGCAGCCCCGAGGGGGAGAGGAUUAGCCCCAGUAGCGAGGACGAGAAGGAGUCCUCCGCCGAGAUCCGUAACCCCGAGGACUACAAAGAGAUCUUCCAGCCAAAGAGCGCCAUCUCUCGCACCCCCCCAAAGAGUGAGCCCUUCCCUGCCCCAUUGGAAGAUGAGAGUUUUGUGGUGAGGGCUAACCAGGGACUGGUGGAGUUCAUGACUCCUAUGACUGACAGACAGCAGCCCGGCCUGUUGUUAAACCUUCCUGUGGCAUCGUCCACUCCGGUCCUGAGGGUGGAGCCUACCAUGGUCGCCACGGCGCCCCGUCCCAUCCCCAUGGUAACCACACGACCUCCGACCACUAACCACCCCCCCGCACCCCACCCAGCCCCCCCACCGGUCGUUGCUAUGGCGAAGGCCAAACCCCAGCCCAGCGUCAUCCUCUCCACCAGGAAUGAACCAAUAGGACUCAACGUGGGAGAUUUCCUGCCUCCUGCUCGCAACAACCGACCCAGUGUGCUGGGUGAUGACGAGGCUCUGGCCCAGAUCAGAAAGGGCCAUGACACCAUGUGUGUGAUGCUCACCAGCCGACACAAGAACCUGGACACCAUCAGAGUUGUGUGGGGCAGCGGGGACGUUAAGGUAUGGCGCUUAACAGACCGCGCUGACAUCACUUGA